Anoplopoma fimbria (sablefish) is the source of this 1131-nucleotide messenger RNA. RefSeq names its product organic cation/carnitine transporter 2-like. NCBI's taxonomy places the organism in Eukaryota, Metazoa, Chordata, Actinopteri, Perciformes, Anoplopomatidae. Gene Ontology annotation, biological process: transmembrane transport. The record is from RefSeq and is a predicted model, not a curated record. Gene Ontology annotation, molecular function: transmembrane transporter activity. Gene Ontology annotation, cellular component: membrane.
AUGAAGGAUUAUGAACAAAGCGUAGCUUUUCUGGGUCAGUGGGGACAUUUCGAGCAGGUUGUCUUCUUCCUGCUCUGUGCCAGCAUCUUGCCCAAUGGAUUGAGUGUUUUCUCUGUUGUCUUCGUGACCGACACUCCCAGUCACCACUGCCUGGUUCCUGAGGUCAACCUGACCCAAGAUUGGCGCAAUGCCAUCAUCCCCAUAGAGGUGGUGAAUGGGAAACAGCAGCUCAGCAGAUGCAGCAGGUUCAGGCGGGGAUUCAUUCCUGGGAGGGACGUCAACCUCACUGACCUGGAGCAGGAGGGAUGUGUGGACACCUACCAGUCCACUAUAGUCACUGAGUUUGACCUGGUGUGCCGAGAGCAGUGGAAGCAGCCAUUCACCAUAACAAGUUACUACCUGGGAUUUCUGUUUGGAUCCUUCUUCUCAGGACAGCUCUCAGACAGGUUUGGAAGAAAGCCGGUUUUCUUCGCCACCAUGGCAGCUGAUGAGACAAAGACACAUCCAAAAGGACAUCACAAUGUCUUCAACCUGCUGAGGACAAAAAACAUCCGAAACACGACACUCAUUCUGUGCCUGGUGUGGUUCACUCUGAGUACCGGAUAUAAUGGCCUGUCCCUGAACACAUCCGGACUUCAUGCUAACCCCUACAUCAGCUGCUUCCUCUCAGCAGCUGUAGAGGUACCAGCAUACAUUUCCACCUGGCUGGCGCUGCAAUACAUCCAACGACGGCUGUCUGUCGUUUGUAUUUUGCUCCUUGGAGGACUGUCGCUGUUCUUCAUUCAACUGGUGCCUGAAAGUUCAUCAGAGCUGUCUGUUGCUCUGGAGAUGCUGGGUAAAUUUGUCGUUACCGCCGGUUCAGCCCUGAUGUAUGCCUACACGGCAGAGCUUUACCCAGCGGUGCUCAGGAACACAGCGAUGGGGACAUGCGCUACUGUUGCCAGAGUGGGCAGUUCCCUUGCACCUUUUUUGUUACAACUAAGUGGAUACUUUAAGUACCUGCCUUAUAUUGUAAUGGGGACUCUGGCUGUUGUGUCUGCCAUUGCUGCUCCCUUCCUGCCGGAAAGUUUUGGACGACCUCUACCUCAAACUAUCGAAGAGAUGCAUAAGAGAGAAAGGUGGGUUCCUUAA